Molecule: messenger RNA, 1139 nt
Organism: Dentiscutata heterogama
Lineage: Eukaryota; Fungi; Glomeromycota; Glomeromycetes; Diversisporales; Gigasporaceae
Source: the annotation of a GenBank genome assembly
GAUUAAUUUUAGCAGCAGUUUAUUUCAAAUUAUCGAGGCGGGUUAAAUUAAAUGAACCACCUCUUGUUUAUUAUCGAUUUCCAAUUAUCGGACAUACAUGGAGUUUUUUAAUGGACUGUGAAAAAUUAAUUUUAGAAUCACGAGAAAAGUAUGGAGAGACAUUCUCAAUAUAUGCAUUUGGUCAAAUAAUGACCAUAGCUGGGAAUGAAGCAACUUACGAAAUAUUAAAAAACGAUCAAGAAUUUAGUUUUUUCGAAGCCGUUAAAAAGAAAAUACCAUUACAUAUCAUAUUUAAUAAUGUAGAUCAUGGGAAAAAUAUUAAAAUAAUAAGGGAAUAUGCUAUAGGAAAAUUAAGAAAUCUUCUGGGCAGGUUACAAAAAGAAGUUAUUAAGGCCAUAGAUCUUUAUAUUGGUGAAUGUAUUGAACCAAAGGUUAUUCAUGAUCCAGACAAAACUUUAGCAAAUAUUAUUGUAAUUCCAGUUGCUAAUUUUGUUGUGGGUGAAUUAGAUGGGUUACAAUGUUACUUAGAUGACCCCGAAAUAAAUCCUGAUAACGAUCCAAAUAAUGUAAAUUAUAAUUUUAUUGUUGAUGCAAUCUGCAUUUUUAUUUUUGUUGCUAUAGGAUCUACGAUUAAGCAUGCUACCCUUGUUUUAUAUGAUUUGAUAAAAAGGAAACAAUAUUGGCACGAAUUAUAUCAAGAAGCUCUGGAAAUUAAUAAGCAGUGUAAUGGAAAAGAACUUACAUAUGAUGAUAUUCAUAAUAUGGUGAAGUUAGAUGGUUUUGUUAAAGAAUCUUUAAGAUUAGCAACUAAUGAUCAUAUAGUUGGUUUGGCACACUUAUGUAUUUCUAAAUCCUAUUAUACGUUUGCAAAUGGAUAUCAAAUCCCAAAUGGUCGUAUGGUCCUUUUAAACUAUAUUGAUUCGCAUAAUGAUGAAGAGCUUCAAGGUCAAAAUCCCACAGAAUUUCAUGCAUAUCGUCAUUUAGAGCGUAAUUCUCCUGCAACAAAAAUUGGACGCAAUAAUAAAGCUAUACAACUAUGGGCUAAGCUAGUUGUAAGCAAUAAAAUCUUUUUAAUGCAAGUGAUUAUUAAAGAAAAAUAUCCUUUAAAUGAUGUUUUCAAUGCAGAUAAAAUAGUGUAA